AUGAAAAGAACAAAAUCUAAUUUUUUUAAUGAUCUUUAUAAUCAGCCGUAUGAUUACAAUGCUAAAGUUAAACUUUAUAACAGUUGUAAAGCAAGUUUAGAGUUGGUGCAGAGGAUGUCACUUUUGAAACGUCUAAAGGUACAUAAUGGAUGUGUUAAUUCAAUAUGUUGGAAUCAUAAUGGUGAAUACAUACUCUCAGGCAGUGAUGAUCAGCAUCUAGUCCUUACUAAUGUUUAUAAUUAUAAGGUUUUGAAAGACUAUAAAACUAGCCAUAGAGCUAACAUAUUUAGUGCCAAAUUUUUGCCAAAUAAUGGUGAUCAUCGCAUUGUAUCGUGUAGUGGGGAUGGAAUGAUUCUUUAUACAGAUUUAAUGAGAACAUCUGAGACUUUUCACAAUCAAUUUACAUGUCACAAUGGUACUACUUAUGAAAUAGCAACAGUUCCUGGUGAACCACACAGUUUUCUAAGUUGUGGAGAAGACUGUAGUGUUCGAUAUUUUGAUCUUCGUGUUAAGUCUGCAUGUAAUACGCCUAGGUGUAAAGAGGAUAUACUAAUAUUAAGACAACGGCCAGUAACAGCAAUGUCAAUAAAUCCUGCAAUGCCACAUUAUUUAGCGAUUGGUUGUUCCGAUAGCUCUGUUGGGAUUUAUGAUCGUCGAAUGUUGAGCAUCGGCGAAAGAAAUUGGACUGAUGAGAAAAGUGUAAAUUGGACGUCUCCAGUAUCAGUGUUCACAGUACCAGAAUUCGAAGGACAUGCAUAUCGGAUAACGUCUUUGUGUUAUAGUCCUGAUGGCAAUGAUGUGCUCGUCAGUUACAGUAGUGACCAUAUCUAUUUAUUUAGCGCAAAGCAUCAAGGGAGUGUCUGUUUGAAAAAAGAUUGUCUAUCUGAAAAGAGUACAAAUAAGCGACCACCAGUAAGAUCUCCUCAGCCAGUUCGAAGAUUAAGAUUACGUGGAGAUUGGUCUGAUACUGGCCCAGACGCUCGACCUGAACGUGAAGGUGGACGUCGAAGUGGAGAAAUAGCACAAGCUCGGCCUAUGCUACAUACAUCAUUAAUGCAACGGAUGACUGAUGUCCUCAGUAGAAUGUUGAAUGAUCCAGCUACAAGAGCUGCUUUGAGCGGCGAUGGCGGUGAUAAUAUUCAAGGAGUUAUUGAUCAACAUACUGAAAGCCAACAACCAGAAGAAUCUAUCGAAAUUAAUGAAGAAAGAAGUAAUGAAGUGCAAGUUAUGGAAACUGAACCAAAUUAUCCAGCAUUAGAAGAUAGUCAAGAUAAUAAUAUGGAAAUUGGAGAAGAAAAUAAUUUAAAUUCAAAUAAUUCUGAGGUUGUAAGUGCUAAUGAACUUGAACAAAGUUCAGCUAUAAAUAACUCAUCGUCUGAAUCCGCAGACGAAAUAAAUAUAAUAAAUGAACAGUCUGAACAUAAUUCUAUAAAUAAUGAAACGAAUCAAACCGAAAAUUUAAUUCAGUCACACGUGUCUCCUUGCUUGCCACGUGAUAAAAUUACGAGGAAUCAAAUAACAGAUGGUGAUAAUAAUCGCAGUGAUGAAAUCAAUCCCGAUAAUGAUGAUGAUGAUGCCGAUGACACUUCGAUGAAUGUAGAUAGUACUAGAGACGAAACAAUGAUGGAAAAUUUACAAGAUCGAUUAACAUCAAUGAGAGAUGGCUUCUUAGAAAAACAUGGCAGUGAACCUGCAGUAAGCUUAACUUACUCUGAUAAAAGUUCUACCGGUGCAACUAUAUCUUUGGGAGUAGCUAAUGAAGUCAUACGGGAUAGCUAUCAUCCAGGACCAUCUGGAAGUCAAAAUUUGAGUUCUAAAUUGGUUACAUCAACGAUACCAUCAAGUAGUUAUGAUAAUAAGUCAGCAUUCAAUCAUAAAUGUGAUCAUGAACAAAUAGAGGAAGAAGAUGUUUACACUGAUAGUGAUGAUGAAGAAACGGAAAUGGCAAAGAAAAGUCAUAGGAGGGAAAGAAAUCCAAUUGAAGCAGAAAUGGAUGAAGCUGUGACAAACGCUCGAUCUUCGUUAGGCUGUGAACAAUCAUUUAACGUUGAUGGAUCAAAAGAAUUUCAUGUAAGACAAAAAUACAUGGGUCAUCGUAAUGCUAGGACUAUGAUCAAAGAAGCGAAUUUUUGGGGCAACGAUUUCGUCAUGUCUGGCAGUGACUGUGGUCAUGUCUUCAUUUGGGAUCGAGAAACAGCUAAACUUUGCAUGUUGCUGGAAGCUGAUCAACACGUUGUCAAUUGUCUGCAACCACAUCCAUACCUACCAAUGCUUGCAACUUCAGGAAUCGAUUACGAUGUUAAACUUUGGGCGCCGGUUGGUGAAGAAGCCCAUUUCAACACUAGUUUUGCAGAAGAUCUCCAGAAACGCAAUGCUGUAAUGCUUGAAGAGACCAAAGAUACAAUCACAGUACCAGCUGUAUUUAUGAUAAGGAUGUUGGCCUGCCUGAACCAAAUUCGAGGACGCGGUCGAAGAAGAAGGAGUGGUAACGAAGCUGACGAGUUAAGAGGAGGAUAA
Cotesia congregata is the source of this 2517-nucleotide messenger RNA. Lineage: Eukaryota; Metazoa; Arthropoda; Insecta; Hymenoptera; Braconidae. The record is from the annotation of a GenBank genome assembly.